UCCCCCUCCGCUCUCCCACUUUCUCUGCAGCUUAGAUCGAACAUCAAUUUCAAGCUCUGUAAUUUCAAUCUACCUUCAACAGUAUCUCAAAUCUCCCAUGGACACCCUCCUCCGAAUCCCAAAACCCCAAGUUCCCACCUUCAUCCCUUUCCUCAACAAAACCCCCCAUCCCCGAUGGCCCAGAACCCCCAUCUCCCCAUCCACCACCGCCGCCGCCACUGCCACCACCGCCUCCACCGCUUCCUUUCUCGAACUGGUCCCUAAAACCAAGAAAGAAACCCUCGAUUUCGACCUUCCCCGCUACGACGCCACCAAUCGCCCCACCAUAGACCCCAUAGCCCUCGCCGUCGUCGGCGGCGGCCCCGCCGGCCUCGCCGUCGCCAAACGCGUCUCAGAAGCCUGUCUCUCCGUCUGCUCCAUCGAUCCCUUCCCUAAUCUCGUCUGGCCAAACAACUACGGCGUCUGGGUCGACGAGUUCGCCGCCAUGGAUCUCCUCGACUGCCUCGACGCCUCCUGGAGCUCCGCCUUCGUCUACAUCGACAACUCGACGACUAACUGCAAGCUCCUCUCCCGUCCCUACGCAAGAGUCGAUCGCCGCCGCCUCAAAUCCCGUAUGCUCGGCUCCUGCAUCUCCAAUGGCGUCCGUUUCCACCAAUCCAAAGUCCUCAACGUCGUCCACGAAGAAUCCCGCUCCCUCCUCUUCUGCAGCGAUGGUACCAUCAUCCCCGCCGCCGUCGUCCUCGACGCCACCGGAUUCUCUCGCUGUCUCAUCCGCUACGAUAAACCCUACAACCCCGGGUACCAGGUCGCUUAUGGAAUCCUAGCCGAGGUUGAGGAACACCCAUUCGAAUUAGACCGGAUGGUUUUCAUGGAUUGGCGAGAUUCGCAUCUAAAGUUCCGCUCCGAUCUCAAGCGGCGGAACGAUGCAUUGCCCACUUUCCUCUACGCGAUGCCCUUCUCCUCCGAUCGAAUCUUCCUUGAAGAGACCUCUCUGGUGGCUCGUCCCGGGAUACCGAUCGAGGACAUACAGGAGAGAAUGGUUGAGCGAUUGAGACAUUUAGGGAUAAAGAUUAAGCGGAUCGAGGAAGAUGAAAGGUGCGUGAUACCCAUGGGCGGCCCGCUCCCCGUGCUGCCGCAGAGGGUUCUAGGAAUCGGAGGAACAGCUGGGAUGGUUCAUCCUUCUACAGGAUACAUGGUGGCGAGAACGCUCGCCGCCGCUCCGAUUGUAGCGGACGCCAUAGUUCGAUACAUUGGGGGAAGCGGGGAGGAAGUAUCGGCUAGGGUUUGGAAGGAUCUGUGGCCGAUCGAGAGGAGGAGACAGAGGGAGUUCUUCUGCUUCGGCAUGGAUGUGCUGCUGAGGCUGGAUCUGGAGGGUACGAGGAGGUUCUUUGACGCUUUCUUCGGCUUGGAGGCGAGGUAUUGGCAUGGCUUCUUGUCUUCUAGGUUGUUUCUGCCGGAGCUGCUGGUUUUUGGGUUCUCCCUCUUUGGCCAGGCUUCCAAUGCUUCAAGGUUGGAGAUAAUGGCGAAGGGGACGGGACCCCUGGUCAAGAUGGUAAAUAAUUUGUUAAAAGAUAGAGAACAUUAGGUUUUAUCAUAGUCCAUAGUUCAUGCAAUGAGUGUCAUUUUAUUGUUAUUCAAAUAAUGCUUUUUAAAAAAAAA
This is a messenger RNA of Phalaenopsis equestris, 1659 nucleotides long. Its product is annotated as lycopene beta cyclase, chloroplastic. The record is from RefSeq and is a predicted model, not a curated record. Lineage: Eukaryota; Viridiplantae; Streptophyta; Magnoliopsida; Asparagales; Orchidaceae. Gene Ontology annotation, biological process: carotenoid biosynthetic process. Gene Ontology annotation, molecular function: oxidoreductase activity, acting on paired donors, with incorporation or reduction of molecular oxygen.